This is a messenger RNA of Dinoponera quadriceps, 1053 nucleotides long. RefSeq names its product odorant receptor Or2-like. Lineage: Eukaryota; Metazoa; Arthropoda; Insecta; Hymenoptera; Formicidae. Bases 1 to 1053 code for a protein of 350 amino acids. The transcript is spliced from 6 exons. Gene Ontology annotation, biological process: detection of chemical stimulus involved in sensory perception of smell; sensory perception of smell. Gene Ontology annotation, molecular function: olfactory receptor activity; odorant binding. Gene Ontology annotation, cellular component: plasma membrane. The record is from RefSeq and is a predicted model, not a curated record.
AUGUUUAUACUGAUACCGGCAUUAUGGUCGUUGUUAAGGAUAUGGGGCGACAUGAUGCUAAUGAUAGACAAUCUGCAGUAUACCUUACCACUGUUAAUCUCAGCACUGAAAAUGUCUAUUCUUUGGAGCAAGAAAAAAGCUUUAGCGCCGCUAAUUGAUAUGAUCGCGAAGGACUGGACGAAGGUGAAGCUGAAAGAAGAACGAAACGUUAUGUUGAAACGAGCCAAAAUUACUCGCGUGUUCGCCAUAUGCGGAGGAUUCAUGAUACUCUUGGCAUUUUCAAUCACUGUCGUUUUUCCGUGUUUCGGUCUGACACUCAGGCACGUGACGAACUUGACCGAUCCUGGGAAACCUACGCCGAUACAAUCAUACUACUUAUAUGAUGUGACCGAAAGCCCGCAAUUCGAGCUAACGCUUCUGAUGCAAGGAAUCGGUUUGGGCUUGUCAGGUCUCACUUACACCGGGGUGGACACUUUCUUUGGAUUAUUGGUCUUGCACAUAUGCGGUCAGCUAGAGAAUCUGCACAUUCGAUUAACUAAUUUGGGAAAAAAUUUAAAUUUCAAAGAGACAUUAAAGUACAAUAUUAUGGAUCACGUCCGCUUGAUCAGAAAUGCGACAAAAUCUGUUGACAAUGCAAGCAGAUUAGCAACAGAAACCAAGCAGAACCUGUAUCGAUACGACUGCAGAUUGGUGGCAAAAACCGAGCAUAUCUUGCUGCAAGUCAUUAAUCAAGAUGGUAGUGGGUUGUCGUUCAUGCAGUUGAUUUGGUUUGUCUCCGCCGGUUUAUGUGUUUUGUUGCACAUGUGUCUCUACUGUUUAGUGGGCGAAUUUCUGUCAACGCAAUCUGAAGGAAUAAGUCACGCUACGUAUGAAUACGUAUGGUACACUUUAGAGCCGAACAUAGCAAAGAACUUAAUAUUAAUUAUGCUUCGCGCAAAGAAACCGCUUCACAUCACUGCUGGAAAAAUGUUUCCUAUGACGAUGACUACGUUUUGUAAUUUAUUAAAAACGUCGGCAGGCUAUAUAUCUGUGUUACUUGCCAAUCGAAACUAA